Molecule: messenger RNA, 1905 nt
Organism: Arctia plantaginis
Lineage: Eukaryota; Metazoa; Arthropoda; Insecta; Lepidoptera; Erebidae
Source: the annotation of a GenBank genome assembly
AUGCCUCAAUUUAGAAGAAAAAAGGCAUCAAAGUCAUUUCCAGUUAAAGUAUGUACGCUAGAUGCCGAAUUGGAAUUUAACCUUGAGUGGCGAGCAACAGGAAGGGAUUUAUUUGAUUUAGUAUGCAGAACUAUUGGUUUACGAGAGACAUGGUUUUUUGGUUUGCAGUUCGAAGACACAAAACACUUUAUAAGUUGGCUGAAGUUGGAUAAAAGAGUACAAGACCAAUGCGUCUCCCAAAUGCCCGGCACUCCUUUCAUGCUGCUCUGCAAACUGUAUCCUGAAGAUGUAGCCGAAGAAUUAAUCCAGGAAGUGACGCAGCACCUGUUGUUCUUGCAAGUUAAGCAGGCGAUACUCCGAAUGGAUAUAUAUUGUCCACCCGAAGCCUCUGUGCUUCUGGCGAGCUAUGCUGUACAGGCUAAGUAUGGUGACUACGAUGAAAGUGCAUACAAACCUGGCAUGUUAGCGAGCGAACAUCUACAGGAUCUAUUACCACAGCGUGUCAUCGACCAGUACCAGAUGACACCCGAAAUGUGGGAGGAUCGGAUCAAGAUAUGGUAUGCAGACCAUAAAGGCAUGUCGCGAGACGAAGCAGAGAUGGAAUAUCUGAAGAUAGCUCAAGAUCUUGACAUGUAUGGUGUUAAUUACUUCGUUAUUAAAAAUAAAAAAGACACAGAUCUGUAUCUCGGCGUGACCGCGUUGGGGCUCAACAUAUACGAGAAGGACAACAAGCUCACACCUAAGACCACCUUCCCAUGGUCUGAAAUCAAGCACAUUAGUUUCGACGAUAAGAAGUUCGUCAUUAAGUUUGUUGAGAAGACGACAAACAACUUUAUAUUUUUUUCACCAAAGGGAAUGAAUAAAUUGAUACUGGACUUAUGCAUCGGUAAUCACGACUUGUACAUGCGAAGACGUAAGCCUGAUACCAUGGAAGUUCAGCAGAUGAAAGCACAGGCUAAAGAGGAAAAACAGCGUCGUCAAAUCGAACGCAAUAAGUUGGCUCGGGAGAAACAGCUGCGUGAAGCGGCGGAGCGAGAUCGCCAGGCGAUGGAACAGAGGCUGCGCCAGUACCAAGAGGAGAUACGGCUCGCCAACGAAGCGCUCCGGCGUUCAGAGGAAACUGCAGAGUUACUGGCAGAAAAGGGGCGAGUGGCGGAAGAAGAGGCGUCGCUGCUGGCGCAGAAGGCAGCCGAUGCCGAGCGGGAAAACGCACGGCUGAGGCUAUCUGCCAUCAAGACCGAAGAGGAGAAAGUGCACUUAGAACGAAAGACCCGCGAAGCUGAGUAUCUAACGGCCCGUUUAGUCGAAGAGUCGGAGAAACGAGCCGCGGAAGCGGAACGACUGAAGGCGGAACUAGUCUCGGCGCGGGUGGCGGAAAAACAAGCCAAGGAGAAACUACUCAGUUUCCUGAGUAGAACGUCUACUGGGUCACUGCCUCCUUCCUACAACUCAUCAUGCUUGCCGGUUGCGGGUACUACGGAUCUUACCUUUUUAAAGGACAUCACUACUAAGUCAUCAACAGUCCCUUCAAGCUUGUUCCCUUCUACGUGUUCUCUGCCCGCAGAGCUUGGGGGUGAAGUCCUACAGAAUGGCACUACGACAGUCACUGAACCUGAACUAAACUCUUACCAACUCGUUCCGGACGACUCAGAUCCUCAUAUACAUAGACUAUCAUUAGAAAUUGAAAAAGAAAGAGUGGAAUACUUGGCCAAAUCCAAACACUUACAACAACAACUGGAUGAGCUACGUUGUGAGUUCUCUGUACUGCGAGUGGACCAGUCUACGGCCACGCUGGACAGGUUGCACGAGGAGCAGACCAGGGCCGGAGACAAUAAAUACUCUACUCUCAGAAGGCUCAAGCAGGGGUCCACGAAAACCAGAGUCGCUUUCUAUGAAGAGCUUUAG